This is a messenger RNA of Megalops cyprinoides (Indo-Pacific tarpon), 1788 nucleotides long. RefSeq names its product sodium- and chloride-dependent GABA transporter 2-like. Gene Ontology annotation, cellular component: membrane. The record is from RefSeq and is a predicted model, not a curated record. Lineage: Eukaryota; Metazoa; Chordata; Actinopteri; Elopiformes; Megalopidae. The transcript is spliced from 14 exons. Gene Ontology annotation, biological process: sodium ion transmembrane transport. The coding region runs from base 1 to 1788 and encodes 595 amino acids.
AUGGAAGGCAGUGUGGAGAUGGAAGCAGCGGUUCCCUUGCAGCAGAGCAGCCAGAGGCUCCAGGAGAGGGGGCAAUGGGCAAACAAACUGGAGUUCAUUCUGACGGUGGCCGGAGCCAUCAUCGGCCUGGGCAACGUGUGGAGAUUCCCUUACCUGUGCUACAGGAAUGGAGGAGGUGCAUUCUUCAUUCCCUACUGCCUGUUUCUGGUGACCUGUGGCAUACCCCUCUUUAUCCUGGAGACGUCCCUGGGCCAGUACACCAGCCAGGGUGGAAUCACCUGCUGGAGCAAGAUCUGCCCCCUUUUUGAGGGUCUUGGCUAUGCCAGUCAGUUGAUCGUCUUUUUUGGAGCCAUCACCUACAUUGUGAUCCUGGCCUGGGCAUUCUUCUACCUCUUUGCCUCCUUCAGUGCGGAGCUCCCCUGGGCCACCUGCAAAAACACCUGGAACACAGCCACCUGUGUGGAGUUUGACGUGCAGAAUGCCACAACCAAUUGGACCACAUCACCAAAUGCCACCUUACCGGUUAUGGAAUUUUGGCACCGAAGGGUGCUGAAUAUCUCUGGAGGGCUUGAGGAGAUGGGCAGUGUGAGGUGGGAGCUUGCUCUGUGUCUGCUGCUCUCCUGGGUCAUCUGCUACUUCUGUGUCUGGAAAGGAGUGAAGUCCACAGGAAAGGCAGUGUAUUUCACGGCCACCUUCCCCUACGUGAUGCUGUUGGUGCUGGUGGUUCGUGGAGUAACCCUACCUGGUGCCUUAAAUGGAAUCGCAUUCUACCUGUACCCCAACCCUAAGCGUCUGGCUGACCCUCAGGUGUGGAUGGAUGCUGGAACCCAGAUAUUCUACUCCUAUGCCAUUUGUCUUGGAUUUCUGACAUCACUCGGUAGCUACAACAAGUACAACAACAACUGCUACAAAGACUCGUUUUACCUGUGCCUUCUGAACAGUGGGACAAGCUUUGUGUCUGGCUUUGCCAUCUUCUCAGUGCUGGGCUUCAUGUCUUAUGAGAUGAAUGUGGACAUCUCCGUGGUUGCUGAGUCCGGUCCUGGCCUGGCCUUCAUCGUGUACCCACGGGCUGUGUCCAUGAUGCCUGUGCCCCAGCUGUGGGCUGCCUGCUUCUUCAUUAUGAUCAUUCUGCUGGGAGUGGAUGGCCAGUUUGUAGGUCUUGAGAGCUUGAUGACCUCUGUCACAGAUGUCUUCCCCACAUUAAUCCGGAGAGGGUAUCGGAGAGAGCUGCUGCUGUUUCUGGUCUGUGCUUUCUGCUUCCUGUCUGGCCUCUUCAUGGUGACUGAGGGAGGUCUGUACCUGCUCCAGCUGUUUGACCAUUACGUAUGCAGCGGCAGCACCCUGCUGAUCCUGUCAAUCUGUCAGUCCAUAUGCAUCGGGUGGGUCUAUGGUGCUGACCGCUUCUAUGAAAACAUUGAGGACAUGAUUGGCUACAAGCCCGGGCCAAUGGCGAAGUACUGCUGGCUCUAUCUCACACCUUUCAUCUGCACAGGUACCUUCGUCUUCUCUCUGAUUAAGUACUCCCCAUUGAAGUUCAACAACACCUACCUGUACCCGGGGUGGGCGUACGCAUUGGGCUGGUUUCUGGCAGGCUCCUCCCUCUCUCUCAUCCCCCUAACCAUGAUCUACAAGCUCGCUCAUGGCAAAGGGACGUUCUGGCAGCGGCUUCAGCAGGUCUGUAGCUCAGCAGAUGACCUUCCUAUGAGCAGGAAGCAAAGUCCAGGGUCCUGGCCCCUGAAAUCACACCUACGGCAUCUCCCUGGUCCUGAAGAGAUGAACAGCAAAUAA